AUGGCCACAAAUACUACCAAGCCCAUACAUAGUCUUGUCAUUGAUGCAGGACCAAUAAUUAAGAAUGAUCCCUCAGCCUCUACGCUUCUUGGACAAGCAGAAAACCUCUACACAAUUCCCCUCGUUAUUGACGAAAUCAAAGAUGCCGUUACAAGAGCCAGAUUCGAAACCACCCUGCUACCUUUCCUCAAACUAAGAGCGCCUCGUUCAGCUAGCAUUAAAGUUAUAACCGAUUUCGCACGGAAAACGGGUGAUUUGGAAGUACUUAGCAGACAGGAUAUCCAUUUAAUGGCACUAGCAUAUGAGCUUGAAUGUGAACGGAAUCAUGGAGAUUGGAGAUUACGAAGUGUGCCAGGACAGAAGAGAUUAAAUGGAGCUCCCCCUGCAUCAUUAACAGAAGAGAAACCGGCCGAUACCACAGAGGCGCAAGAAGCAUCCAUGGAUGCUGCAGCGCAACCAAAAAUUGAAACUAGAGGCGCAUGGGGAACAUCAAUACCUCAAGCAGCAGAAGAAUCCAGCAUCGAGACUCAAUCUAUUGAGGAAGCAUUAGAAGCCGCCCACAUAUCCACCAUCGAGGAGCCGGAAAGCAUAGACAAACCAGCAGAAGCAUCAGUCACAGGAGAACAGGCCGAAGAACCAACUUCCACAACAGAGCCCGAAACAACUCGCGAAACUGCGCAUGAAUCAACGAAUAUAGAAGAAGUUCCCGCGUCCGAAUCCGACGCUGAAGACGACGGCGAAGGAUGGAUCACGCCUUCCAACCUCAAAAAGCACCAACAAAAAGACAACAACGGCACCUUCGAGCCCCAGGAAGAACAAAAAACAAUCCAAGUAGCCACCAUCACCAGCGAUUACGCCAUGCAAAACGUCAUGCUACGUAUGAACCUCAACUUACUCUCACCCUCUCUCCAACGCAUUCGUCAACUCAAAACCUGGGUCUUGCGAUGCCACGCCUGUUUUGGCAUCACCAGAGAUAUGACGAAGCAAUUCUGCGGACGCUGCGGAAAACCCACUUUACUCCGAACAUCCUGCUCCACCGACAAAGAUGGAAAUGUCAAGGUGCAUCUCAAGAAGAAUAUGCAAUGGAACAACAGAGGAAAUGUAUACAGUGUGCCCAAACCGGUUGCCGGGACAGCGAAUGGAAAGAAUAUUAAGGGUGGUGGAAAGGGAGGGUGGGGUAAUGAUUUGAUAUUGGCUGAAGAUCAAAAGGAGUAUGUGAGAGAAAUGGCUACUUCUAGGAGAAAGAAGGACAAGGAUCUCAUGGAUGAAGAUUAUCUACCCAGUAUUCUGACUGGAGACCGUGGGCGGGCAGGCGGUAGACCAAAAGUUGGAGCGGGCAAAAAUGUUAAUUCCAAAAAGCGACAUUAG
Molecule: messenger RNA, 1368 nt
Organism: Sclerotinia sclerotiorum 1980 UF-70
Lineage: Eukaryota; Fungi; Ascomycota; Leotiomycetes; Helotiales; Sclerotiniaceae
Exons: 1
Coding region: 1-1368 (455 amino acids)
Biological process (GO): ribosomal small subunit biogenesis; maturation of SSU-rRNA
Cellular component (GO): preribosome, small subunit precursor
Molecular function (GO): RNA endonuclease activity
Source: RefSeq, a predicted model, not a curated record